Dacryopinax primogenitus is the source of this 342-nucleotide messenger RNA. RefSeq lists its product as uncharacterized. Lineage: Eukaryota; Fungi; Basidiomycota; Dacrymycetes; Dacrymycetales; Dacrymycetaceae. The transcript has a single exon. Bases 1 to 342 code for a protein of 113 amino acids. The record is from RefSeq and is a predicted model, not a curated record.
AUGGAUGUCCGACUCCAAUCGCUGCCUACAUCCGAAUCCGUCGGGCUACCUUGCUCCCUCUCUCUGCAUACGCAAGACCUGGCGUACUUCGAUUUGGCUGAAGCCUGUGGGAUUGCUGAUCGGCUUGCAUCGCUCCCUGCAUAUGCGACUGGUCUAGGAAUGGAGGAGGCUACGCGGGAUCACAAGUUGGAAAAGCGCGACUGUCGAUUCAUGAAUCGCAGAAGUGACCACGAAUUUGGUCGUCGCAGUUCCGACCCGCCCUCUGUAUCUCACGAUGGAUGUUCGACGCAACAUGCUCUCAUCAGGAACGGAAUCCCGGCCAUACAGAUGACUUUCCCAUAG